This is a messenger RNA of Thermothielavioides terrestris NRRL 8126, 2973 nucleotides long. RefSeq lists its product as uncharacterized. NCBI's taxonomy places the organism in Eukaryota, Fungi, Ascomycota, Sordariomycetes, Sordariales, Chaetomiaceae. The record is from RefSeq and is a predicted model, not a curated record. The coding region runs from base 49 to 2757 and encodes 902 amino acids. The transcript has a single exon.
CAGUGGUUGCCUGCGUCAAUCGUUUGUGGAGGGCAUCCAGGUCCCAGCAUGAACGCCCCGGACGCUCGCAGCUUCAACGACGAACAUGUGGAGCAAGCCCGUCCGCUUCUGCAACAUCCAGCGGAGCUAAGACUUGGUCUGCCCGCUCUCUCGUCAGAACAAGAGCUUGAUUCCACGGCGCAUCCUCCUCCUCCUACGGCGCCCCAUUACAGAUACACUCCGGGCUUUCCCCCCGCUGCGCCCGACCCCGUAUCACCAGCCACCACCCCUACCCUUUCAGAGCCGGACCUGGGCGGACCAGGCGGAGUCUUUGGCCCGCCCGCCGUCGCCCCGUCGUACGGGCCGCCCGUCAUCGUUGAGGGCCCCUACCGCCGCGUCCCUGACUUCCCUCCUCCUGUGGACUCCUACCAGCAGCCCGCCUGGGAGGCGUCCUUGAACGCCGCCAUGCUCACCGACUUCCGGGACGAGCUGGCCAGGCUCGACGGCGUCAUUACCCCGGGCGUCGACAACACGCCGUUCAUUCACUAUGCCGUCGAAGCCCUCACCCGCGACCGGGACACGGGUUACUCGACUGCUGCCCCUUCCGGCACCUCCUCGUUGGGUCCGGUGUUUGGUUCGGGACAGCAACAGCAACCACAACAAUAUCAACAACAUCCACCACGAUCCUACCAGUCUGAACCAGCACAGCAACGCCCUCCCGUAGCGGUUCCUGCUCCAGCCCAUCCUCCAGCUGCCCACCCUCCCGCCGAGACUGCGCUGCCAGACCCGCCGCUCCAACAGCCACUGAGGCCAUUCAUCCCCGGCCCCCGGGAAUCCGCCCAAUCUCUCGCCGACACCCUGCUCAAGAAGGGGUCGCGCCCUCCCCAGCCGCACGAGUGGCGACCCGUAGAAACGGACGAGCUCCUCGCCCGCGCGCCUGAGCUACCACCGCUGAGCUUCAGGCCCUGGCCGUUGCGGCCUCCCGCCCUGUUCGGCUUCAUGGCUCUGUGCGUUCUACUGAUCGCCGCUCUCAUCUUGAGCGCCGUAUACUCGCAGCUGCACCAUGGCCUGCUGGCAUGGGCCACCCUCUACGGCGGGCGCUACUUCCUCUUCCGGAUCUUCCCGUCGCUGAUAGGCGCAGUCGUGCUGCUCUACGCGCAGUACAUCGCGAAGACCAUGUUUCGCAUCCUGCCCUUCGUUCGGCUGGCGUCGAGCGUGCCCGAGGAGCGGGAAGGCGCCCUGUUUCAGGAGCUGUAUCCUUCCUUCCUCUGGCCGCACCUGGUCGGGCCGUGGAAUGUCUGGGUGCCCACUCUGGUUACCUGGCUGAUGAAUUUCACCAUUCCGCUGCAGAGCUCGGUGUUCACCGUCAUUCUGGUCGACCAGACAUGGACGUGGGCUACGGUCCAGGGCGUCGCGUGGACGCUCGUGGCGCUGUACCUGGCGCUUUUGGUUUCCACUGUCAUCGUCUGGCGGUACUGGGCCACGCUGGAGAGUACCGGGCUCAUCUGGGACCCCAGAUCGCUCGCCGACAUUGCCGCCCUCGUCUCCGAGACCAACACCGCCGGAGACUACCGAAUGACCCAGCUAGCGCGUACCAGGGACGGGAUCCGGUUCGCCCUGCGCCGCCGCGUUGGCGACAGGCUGUGCUACUGGACAUGGAAGGAUGGCCGGCACGGCUUCUGGCACACGCUCGGCAGCCCCAUGGAUGAGGCCAACCUCAUCCCCAUUCCGGACCUUGCAUCAGGGCAGCCCAUGCAACGACACGACGAGAAGCAGACAGGCGGCUUGUUCGGCACCGACCCGGACGAGAACCACGACAUCGAAGCCUCUCGCACAUCCACCCCCGCUCGGCACCGCUACCUCCCUUGGUGCCUGCGCAGCAGCCAGCUCCUCUGGUUCACCGUCACCGCAUUCAUCCUCCUCCUGGCGAUCUUCAUCGUCUCCUUCCUUCCCUCCACCCGCAUCGCCAAGGGCUUCCCGCCCGAUCUCAAAGCCGAUCCCCAACCCGGUGCCUUCUCCUCGGCCGACUUCCUCUACAGCUUCCUCCCGUCGCUGCUCGGCACCCUGGUCUUCCUCGCCUUCCAGCCGCUCGACACCCACCUGCGCGUGCUCCAGCCCUGGGCGGCCCUCUCGCAGCCCCGCGGCGCUCCCGCGCACCGCUCCAUCCUCGCCGACUACGCCGCCUGCGCGCCGAUUCAGUGUACCCUGCACGCCCUGCGCAACCGCCACUGGCGCGUCGCCGUCCUGUCCCUGCUCUCCACCCUCUUCGUCCUCAUCCCCGUCCUCGCCGGCGGCGCCUUCAUGGCCCUGACGAACACCUCCUCUUCUUCAGAAAGCACACAGUCAUACGGAGAAGUGCUCAUCUACCCCAACACACCAGCCUACGCCAUCCUCCUCGCCCUGCUGCUCCUCUACCUCGGCGCGCUCGCCUCCCUCCUCCCCGCCCGCGCCAACCUGCGCAUGCCCCACGCCGUGACCUGCCUCGCCGAGAUCGUCGGCUACCUUGUCGCCGCCGACCUGCGCGACGAGCCCGCGUUCAAGCGCUGCGUCAGCAGGGACGAGAUGGUGGGCAAGAUGGGGCUGGCGGGCGCCGGCGGCGGCCGCGCGCAAGGAGAGAGUUGGUGGGUGUUUAGUGGUGGUAGUGGGCCGGGGAACGUGGGCGGUGAGGCUGCUGCUACUGGUGGUGCUGGUGAGGAGCUGGCUGUGCGCCGGGUGAAGCGGUUUACCGAGAAGCGGCGGGUGAGGAAGAGUCAGAUCAGGAGGGUGGCGUUGUUGUGAGGGUUCCUUUCAGGGCUGGCUGUGACUUAUUUUUUUUUUUUUUUUUUUUUCUUUAAUGGCGAGGGAGGGAAAUGGGUAAGGGGAGGAAUGGUUGGUGGAAUGACGUUAUGAUGUUGUGCAUGGCCUGGCGGUGUUAUGCAUUUCUGGUGGUUUCUUUCUCACUUCUCAAUGCAUGGCGAUGGCGAGUUCACUGGUUGAUUACCUGGGACUUGGAGU